This is a messenger RNA of Ruditapes philippinarum (Manila clam), 4250 nucleotides long. RefSeq names its product F-box only protein 7-like. NCBI's taxonomy places the organism in Eukaryota, Metazoa, Mollusca, Bivalvia, Venerida, Veneridae. Gene Ontology annotation, biological process: positive regulation of autophagy of mitochondrion; autophagy of mitochondrion. Gene Ontology annotation, molecular function: protein kinase binding. Bases 16 to 1692 code for a protein of 558 amino acids. The record is from RefSeq and is a predicted model, not a curated record. The transcript is spliced from 11 exons.
UGGUAAAGGGUCCUUAUGUCUAGAGCCGAAACGCCUUCAGUAUUUUGGGGUCGAAACGACUUGAGGCCGAAUGAGUCGAAAUCGUUGAUUCUAGCUGCCAAAUCAGAAAUGAAACUGCGUUUGCGUUUAGAUAAAAUUAGCAAAGUCAUCGAUAUUAGUGAUGAAAUAUCUGAAGAUUUGACUGUAGAUGAUCUAUCAGAGAGAGCUUUGAACGUAUUUCAAGAUUGUUUAUAUGGAGAGUACUUUUUAAGUCUGAACAAAAAAGAUGCACUUAAUGGACAACUGAAAGUGAAAGGAGACUGUGACAUUGUGAGUGGAGAUCUUAUCUACAUUGUACAGGUUGGGGAUCAAAUUACUGGAUCUUCAGCUGCUAGUUCACAAAUUGCCACUGCAACAGAUGCUAAGGGCAAUACAGUGGAAACUGCAUCAAAAAUAAACUUUGGUGAGAAAAAGAUUGAUGAAAAUAAAUCUAGCGGAAAUAAUGCCCAGUCAGCAAUGCCUAUAGAUACAGGACGGCCAGGUACCAGUGCUGAAUGUUCCAUGGAACCAGAAACAGAUGCAAGCUAUGAUGUUGCCAUGGAAACUGAGGAAGAAACAGUAGAUCAUGUAGUUGUGAAGCAGUGUUUGAGUGAACCUGUUUUAUGUAGAGAAGCAGUAAAUGGGACAGUACCAGCCUUGUUACAGGAAAUAUAUACAUGUCUAGAGCCUAGAGACAUGGCAGAAUCUCUUUGUAUAGCUUUACAUGUGUUGAUGCUGGAAACUGGAUUUAUUGUAUACACUGAGCAAGACGAGAUAGGUGUUUCCCAGUUACCAGUUGAAUGGCGAUACAGUGGUUACUUUAAGUUCUCCUACACAUACCCAGGUUGUGCUGAUACCUCAUGCUGUAUAACAGUUAUAACUACAGGAAAUUCUGUCAUUGUACAUGGUAAAGUAUUGGGAUCAAAUGAUGCCACUAGACAGUGUUCAUUAAAGCCAGCAGACUAUGUGAAGACAGUAGGUACAGACUGUACAAAGUGUUACUGUCAGUUAGCUAAGCUGUCAAUGUUGUUCAAGGACGCCAUUGCAAACCCUCUAGUUCAUGAUAUCAGGACAGCUGCAGGACUGGAAGAUGUGUUUGGACUUCUAGCACUUACCCAGGAGAUCAAGUUACGUAUAUUAAGUUUUCUGGACCUGAGAAGUUUACUGAAGGUGUCUUGUGUUAAUACAGAAUUAUUAGAGAUCAGUAAAGAUCCUUACUUGUGGAGAUGUCUUUAUCUGAGAAAUUUUGGCAAUAGAAGAGAUAACAGUUUAUCACAAAACUGGAAGGAGCUUUAUAAACGUGAAUACAAGAGUAGAAAAGAGAGAAGGAAAGCAAUGAAUCGCAUGAAGAUAGUAACACCACGUUACUGGGGACCAGCUAACCCUUUCAGUGGCCCUAGUAACUGGAUCCCACCUGGCCCAGGAGGUAUUAUUGGAGGGGAUUAUGAUUUAUAUCCUAGUUUUCCAGGUAAUUUACCAGGUGUUCCUGGGAGGAUGGGACCUAGACCACCUUCAUUACCUAGACCUAGGUACGAUCUCAUAGGACCUGGACCAGAUAUUGAUCCUGGCCCUGACCCAGGUUUUAUCCCUCGUAGACCAGGACCUGGCAGAGGUGGUGGUAGAGGAAAUAAUCCGUUCAGUGGGUUUGGGGGUUUUGGACCUAGAUUCUUUUAAUCUUUUGAGUACUUGCAAAGGUCAAGAAAAGCCUGUGCAGCCAGCAUAGAGCCAGCUCCAACCAGCAUGCUACACAAGUCUGACACCAAUAUACUUGUGGUUGCUUAACUUCAGUAUUUUUUUGAAAUUGAAAUCCAUUGAGCUAAUAUUGAAUAGACCUUUCAAAGUCAAAGCAGGACAAGUCUAAAACACAGAAUUGACAAUAUACAAACAUACAUAUUUGCUUACAGAGACAAUGUUCUAGCUUUUAACCAGGAGAGGAAGUCAAAUUUUACUAUUUACUAUUUUUCCAUUUAGUGAAAUAAAACUGUUUUAUAUUUAUUAGCUCACCUGUCACAAAGUGACAGGGUGAGCUUUUGUGAUCGCUUUUCGUCCGGCGUCCGUCCGUCCGUCCGUAAAUUUUUAGUUUAAAUGGCAUCUCCUCAUAAACCACUAAGCCAAUUUCAUCCAAACUUCACAGGAAUGAUCCCUUGGUGGUCACCUUUAAAAAUGUUCAAAGAAUAUAAUUCCAUGCAGAACUCUGGUUGCCAUGGCAACUGAAAGAAAAAACUUUAAAUAUCUUCUUUUAAAAAACCCAAAGAUCUCGAGCUUAGAUAUUUGGCAUGAAACAUCUUCUAGUGAGUGUCUACCAAGUUUGUUCAAAUAAAAGCCCUGGGGUGAAAAUUGGCCCCGCCCAUGGGGUCAUUGAAUUUGCCUAUAUACAUAAAGUAAAAACUUAAAAAAUCUUCUUUUAAAGAACCCAAAGAGCUAGAGCUAAGAUAUUUAGCAUGAAAUAUGUUCUAAUGGGUGUCUACCAAGUUUGUUCAAAUAAAAGUCCUAGGGUCAAAAUUGGCCCCGCCCCGGGGGGUCAUUGAUUUUCCCUAAUUGCAUAUAGUAAAAACUUAAAAAAUCUUCUUUUAAAGAACUCAAAGAGCUAUGGCUAAGAUAUUGAGCAUCAAACAUGUUCUAAUAGGUGUCUACCAAGUUUGUUCAAAUAAAAGCCCUGGGGUCAAAAUUGGCCCCGCCCCGGGAGGUCAUUGAUUUUCCCUAAUUGCAUAUAGUAAAAACUUAAAAAAUCUUCUUUUAAAGAACUCAAAAAGCUAUGGCUAAGAUAUUUAGAAUCAAACAUGUUCUAAUAGGUGUCUACCAAGUUUGUUCAAAUAAAAGCCCUGGGGUCAAAAUUGGCACCGCCCGGGGGUCAUUGAUUUUCCUUAUAUGUGUAUAGCAAAAACUUAAAAUCUUCUUUGAAAAAACCCAAAUAGCUAGAGUUUAGAUAUUAAGCAUGAAACAUCUUCUAGUAAGUGUCUACAAAGUUUGUUCAAAUAAAAGCCCUGGCCCGGCCCCAGGGGUGUCAUUGUUUUUAACUAUAUGUGUAUAGUAAAAACUUUAAAAAAAUCUUCUUUUAAAAAGCCCAAUGAGCUAGAGCUUAGAUGUUUAGCAUGAAACAUCUUCUUAUGGGUGUCUACCAAGUUUGUGCAAAUAAAAGCCCUUGGGUUAAAUUGGCCCUGCAACAUUGGGGGGGGGGGCCUAUAUACAGGUGAGCAACCUCAGGGCCAUCAUGGCCCUCUUGUCUUAAAGUAGCUAAGGUUAAAGCCUCAUUGAGGGACAUCGAAUAGAUAUUCAAAGGUUCUUAUGCUUUACCAUUCUUCCCUUCAAAGGUUUUCAUACUUCCUCACUCAUCUCUUCAAAGGUUCUUAUACUUCCCCAUUAAUUUCUUCAAAUGUAAUAAUACUUUCUCACCCCUUAACCUUGUUUUAUGGCAUAUUGUUUAAGUCAUGUCUGUUUGCAGACAACAUUAACCUUGACCAUAACAUUUUAAUUUCAUAAGUGUCCAACUUUCUUUAAUUUCCUUUUUUUAGUGCAACAUUGUUUUGAAGAAAAAAUUCAUGUAUGUUAUAAUCAGGCAUUGUUAGUUCCUGGUGUAUUAUCAUACUUGGCCACAACAAUUCUUUUUGAUUUUGCUUGAUUUUGGCAAAAAGUGGCUCUAACUUUUUUAAUGUAUUGUCUUCAAACUUGACAAGACCUUCUUAAAGGUUCAAUUGACCUUGAGAUGACAUUGACCGUUAAGGUCAAAUUAUUGCAUACAUGGUUAAAUUGUCAUAAUUUUGUUAUUUAUAUAUGGAUUUGAUUUAUAUUUGGGCAAAACAGGAAUUUCUACCUAACAAACAUACUGAAUAAUUUAGAUGUGACCUUAACCUUUUUAUUUAAUUGACCUUGACAGUCAAGGUCAGAUAUUUGAAUUUUGCUUACAUUUUCAUAGCUUUGUAAUUUAUUUAUGGAAAUGGUUCAGACUAGAAUAAGACAGCAAGUAUGACUAAACAGACCUAUUUAGAUAAAAAGGAAACAUUUUUUCUCUUUAAUUUUCUUUCUACAUGAUUUAGUAUCACAUUGUUUUGUUGCUACUAAAAUAGGUUGGUCAUCAAAUGUGAAAUGUUUUGCUUAACUUUCUAUAAUGUUUAUGUCGAAAACAAUUGUUUAUAAAACAACUGAUGAUUAAGAAAGGGAUAUUAAAUUUGAAUGUAAUUGUUAGGUAUUAUGUUGUUGUUUUUUUUUAAAAUAAAAUAUAACUUUGACCUAUA